Messenger RNA from Cryptococcus amylolentus CBS 6039, 1371 nucleotides. RefSeq lists its product as hypothetical. The transcript has 2 exons. NCBI's taxonomy places the organism in Eukaryota, Fungi, Basidiomycota, Tremellomycetes, Tremellales, Cryptococcaceae. Bases 1 to 1371 code for a protein of 456 amino acids. The record is from RefSeq and is a predicted model, not a curated record.
AUGCCCCUCUCACGCCACUCGUCUCUCCGUUCGCGCUCUCGCGCAACCUCUCCCACCCGUUCGUCCCUCCGCCCCCGCCCCUCCUCGCCCUCCCGCCUCCCAUCCACCGACUCGGUAUCCUACUUUCCGCCCUUUGAAGCCAUGGGCAGCGUCUGCUCGGACGACGAGGCUGCAGGCGAUGACGGCGACGGCGAGGGCUCGUCCACUGGCACCUCGCACCGUGAGAAAAAGCGCGAGGCCUGGCAAGGACACGCCCGUGGUGCGGCCCAGGGAAGCAGCUUGGGCAAUAUCAAAGACAUGGUCAGCGCUGGCAUAUCCUGGAGUCUUUCUGGCUUUGCCUGUACCGCACCGCCCACACCCGCAGACAUUGCCGUGACAGAAGAGAAACGCCCUCGGCACACGCACUCGUCUUCGACCUCUAAAAUCCCAUCCAAACCCCAGCCCGUCGCGCCCCGUCUCCCACAUGCCAACUCGUGCGCUGCUGUCGAAGCCCUGGCCCGCCGCAUCAAUCCCGCCAAGCGCCGUGUCCUAGAGCCGCUCACAUUGGAUGAGAGUGAGCAUUACCUGUCUGUCAGUACGCGGUCGCUAGGCGGCUGGGCGGGGCCUCGCGGUGAAGAAGGCGUACGGGAUAUUCAUAAAAGGCGGAUGAAGGGUGAGGUAGAGGCUGUAGGUCUCGCGAGGAGUGAGAGUCAAGGAGAUGUUGCUUUUGCUGGCAAGCCUAGUACUCUGUGUCGAUCCAAGUCGCUACACAAUCCCACGACUAGACGUCCUCCGCGACUUCGCCUGCAAAACCAGCCAAAAGUUUCCAUUCCCGUCCGAGCCCAACAACCUAAACUACAAGUACCUCUGCCCACGCCCUACCACUGGCGAUUCCCUCUCCCGUCCCCGCCAGUCACCUCCCUCUCCCCAGACAUUCCUCACGAGGCAUUCGAGAUGGCUGUCGACAAUCCUUGCUCGCCUCGCUCGCCCAGAGGCCCCAGGUCGAGCUUGCCCGCCUUUGGCGUGAGCGCAAGAGGCGAGCUAGAGCAGGUCGAAUACGACCUCUCACCAAGCGUCUCUCCCACCAUCGCAUCAUCAUCCCAGCCGUCCACCCCGCCUCCUCCUCCCAAGCGUGAUCUCGGUUACGCCCUCAUCACCCACUCGUCCACCGGACCCGACCCGUGGUCCCACCUCGCCCUCGGCGGCGGGCCAGUCAUCACGGGCGGAGCAGGCAAGGUGAGGCGGAUGAGGAGCAAGAGUUCUGGCUGGAGUGAAAAGUCGGGGGAUACGAUCAGGCCUGGGGUCGUCAAGAUACGAGGACGGGCGGUCGGGCUCUGGGCGGAGGAGGACGAAGGGGAUGGGGAGGCUACGCCAAAGGGCAAGGUGCAUUGA